Messenger RNA from Papilio xuthus (Asian swallowtail), 4489 nucleotides. It is a transcript of the gene dila, whose product is annotated as centrosomal protein dilatory. Gene Ontology annotation, biological process: regulation of centrosome duplication; intraciliary transport involved in cilium assembly; cilium assembly. The record is from RefSeq and is a predicted model, not a curated record. Gene Ontology annotation, cellular component: centriolar satellite. Bases 73 to 4044 code for a protein of 1323 amino acids. The transcript is spliced from 16 exons. Lineage: Eukaryota; Metazoa; Arthropoda; Insecta; Lepidoptera; Papilionidae.
UGUCAGUUUGCUUGAAUUAAAGUAUGAAAAAACGAAAUCCUACAAAUUAUUAUGUUAUAAUUAUUGAUUGAAAUGUCGAAGGAAAAUGCUAACUUGCGUCUUUUAGGUUCUCCAGUUAAUCUUUCUUAUAGAAGUAAGAAAAAAGACGAUAAAAAGAAUAUACGAAAUCGACCCCGUUCAGCUCUUCAAAGUUCUUGUAUCACACCGGAAAAUCCGGAAAGAUUUAAACGGCCAUUUUCAGCUGACACUAAGGAAAGAGCUUCAACUACUCGAUCCUUUUUAAAAUCAUUUAGUGCAGAUUUAUUGCAGUCAUACAACAAUGCAUCAACUAAUUUAAAAAUAGUUCCACCAACAACCAUUUUACUUGGUGAUACUAAACCGUAUGAAAAUUUAAAAGCAAAAGCAAAUAAAGAAACUUGUAGUAAUGCCUCAGAUUACGGCUCAGAAGAUACAUUUAUCAGUUUAGGUACGAAGAUUAAAACCAAAGCCCAAACACCACCUAAAAAAGAUACAAACACAAAAGCAUUGAAAUACAGAAACAUUGCAAAGAAGGGACGUAAAAUGGAACAACAAACAAAUGAUGAUAAAGGGAAUGAACACUUCGGUUUAGAAGUUACUAUUAAAGAAAGGGCAAAAUCUCAAUCACCUUGUAGAGAUGUUGAUACAUUUUUUCAUCGAUGUGCAUCACCUUCCUUUAAGAAUAGAGCUUACGAAUCAUAUUUCGUACCUCUUGAUGAUAAAAAUAAAUCCGACCAUAAUUUAAAUGAACGUCAAUUACUUGACUCUGAUGAAUUACGAUUGGAUAUGCAAAAGGAAAUAGACGCAUAUUCUCGUCGAUUACCUUUAACUAAACAACAAUUAUCUUUAGUAGAGGAAGAAUCUACCCAAGACCUUGAAAGUAUCCCAUCAAAUAAUUUACCAAGUUUGUCACCUGAAGCAUCAUUAAUAGAAAAAAAACGAAAUACAAACAAACAAGAUUUUACUAUUCAUAAUGUCAUGACUCAUACAGACAAAAACGAUGACUACUCAAGAAACCAGCAUAUAUCCAAUGAAUCAAAAACAUAUAGAAGCUUUUAUGAAGACUUCAAUAACCAUGAUCACGCAUAUAAAAAUAAUUUUUCAAGUACUGUAAUUCAAACAGAUUCUUCGUCUAAAGAUUCUGGUUAUCCUGAAAGUGUUGUGAAAGAAGAUAAAAAUUAUGUACAAAACUUUUCACUACCAUCUGCCACAGUACUAAGAAAAUCUAGCUCUGAUAAUAACUUACAUGAUCAACCAAAGAGUCUAGAUAGUGCAUCACUUGGAAGUGAUGAAAAAAAUUACCAUAACACCUAUCCCCCUGAUAAAAAGUGGGCAGAGCCUCUGAAUCAUAGUCGUUUGCUUUACAAAGAUUUCUUUCUGAAGAAAGAGGGUCAUUUAGCAGUCCCGCCACAGAAUUCACCAGAUAGACCAGGAAUACAGCAAAAUGAAACGAAUUAUGCAAAUAAAAAUUUAAACGAUGAGAAGGAUGAACGAGAGAUUAGUGAAUAUCCAAAGUAUUUACUAAAUAGUAGUACAAAGGCAUACACUUCUAAAGUAAUUGAAGAUUACAAAAGAGAAAUAGAGGCUAUUAAUAAUUUACAUGAACUUACACUAAAAGACAUAAAAACAGACUCAAUAUCACCUACGCCCCUUCACAUUGAAACUAUGUACGAACAAUCUAAUAAUCAAUGUGAAGAUAAACAUAAUUCUAUUGAAAGUUCCCAAAAGAGUUACGAAACAAGUGACUCGCCGGUAGAAGACAAAAAUUGUGCAAAUAACAAAACGGAUAUUUCUAAAGUAACCACAAGGGAACUAAUUCAGAAUUAUUUUAAAAUAAAACACGAUUAUCCUAAAGGAACUAAAGAGAAUGUAUUAAAAAAUCUAAAGAAGUUUGAGAAGAAACUAAACAACUUGAAAACAGAUAGCAAAAGUCCUAAAAUAGAUUGGAAAAAUAAAAGCAAUAUUAGUAGACCGGGGCAAGAGACAGUUAAACAUCAGUCACCUAAAAAUAUUUUCACAACUAAAAUACCUCUUAGCUCUAGAAUAGAGAGUGUACAAAACGAUAAAGACGUGGAAUCAUGGAUGUCUUUAACAGUUCCAACACCCAGAACUACGGAGACCGUAGAUAAAGCAGAACCUACAACAGAAGUCCCUAAAGAAAACCAGAGAACUACAACACUAGAAGAGGCAUUAACUGAAAAUACUACUCCAAGAAACGUUACACCAACAGAAGAAGUAGUUAAAACAAGGGAAUUAGAUUCUAAAGCCACCGUUCUUGAUAUAUAUUCAAUGUUAAAAGAAAUUGAAAGUUAUGGUGAUAAUCCUGUAACUAAUGAGGAAAUUAAGGAGGAGUUACCAAAAGAUGAAAAUAGAGUUUCAACACCAAAAGAUAAUUUUACGGAAAUUUUUGAAUUUUUAGAAAAGGUUGAACAAAGUGCAAAUGAUGCUUUAUCUGUUGUAACGAAUGCAGCUCCACAAAAUACUCCAAAGUUAGAGGUGCUUCUAAAAUUGCCACACACGGAGUUGGCGCAGCGCGUUGUGACCGCGUCUCUGCAGCUCGAGGAGCGGUCCUGUUGUAUCGCACUACUGCAAGAGAGCUUAGCCAAUCACAAGCAACAGAUGAUUACAAAAGUAAGCAAUUUAGAGAAGCAAUCUCAACGUAAUAUAAUGAAGGUUAAGCAGGAGUGUGAAGAAACUAUAAAACGCCAUCAGAAUUUUAUAGACCAGCUUAUAAACGACAAGAAGACGUUGAACCAUCGCAUAGAACAGCUGGUUGACGAGAGAAGGUCGCUGGAGGAGAGGUGGAAGAGGUCCGUGCAGACGUUAGAGGAACGCUACAAGCUGGAACUGCGGAAUCAACACGACAAGAUGGCUGCCGCACAACAGGUUGCCAGGCAACGAUGGGUUCGACAGAAGGCUGAGAAAAUUAAGGAGUUAACAGUAAAGGGCUUAGAAGGAGAACUAAGAGAGAUGGCGGAGCGUCAACAGAAAGAGAUAUCAGAUCUGAGGAUGUCGCACGCGGAGCAACUCGGGAAGACGCAGGCGAAGCACGCCGCUGAGCUGGAACUGCUAAGGAGGAACUUGGAGGAGGAGAAGGAGGAAGCGCUUGUGAAGGAGAGGCAGCUAGCCAGCUCCAGACUGGAGAAGCAGAUGUUAGAAAUAGAACUGACAUACCAAGAACAACGCACGCGGCUCGUGUCGGAACUGCGAGGGGAAAGCGAACGCGCGGCGCAACACCUCGCCGACAGGGAACGAGAACAGAAAGAAGAAAUCGAGAAAUGGAAAGAAGAACAAGAGACUUUGCUACAAAAGAAACGCGAAGAAUUGGAUAAGGAAAUCGCAGAAGAAAAAGCAAGGAUUGAGGAAUUACUCAAACAAAAACGCAUUGAACUGGAGGAAGAGUUUCAACGAUACAAGAAGGAGUUCGAAGCGGAGCAGCAAAUUGUUUUGAAGAAGAAAGUGACAGAGAUAUCGGCGCAGCACAAGUUAGAGCGAGACAGGGAGAUAGAGAAAGCCAUAGAGAGCAUGGAGGCCGAGGCUCAGGCGGGAAGGAGAGAGCUGCAGGAAGCCUUGAGAAGGAACAAGGAGCAGUACGAGACAGAGUUGAAGGAGCUGGGGCAGACAGAACAAGCCACGCUCCGCAGGUACCAGGAGGCGCAGGCGCGUGUGCGGCACACGGAGGACCGAUGCGCUGAAUUGGAAGUAACAAUCGGUCAGCUGGAAGCGAGAAAUAAAGUACUUACAGAGAAAAACAUCCAAUUGGAUAGUCAAGCGGAGGAGGUACGCGCGAGCUGCGAGGCAGCAUGGCGCGCAAAGCUGGACACACUGACCAAGGAAACCGAGGAUAUGAGACACAAACAUGAUGAGCAGAUGCAUCAGCUCUACGCCAAGGUGAAAGUAGCUGUGGCCAAGAAGGACUCCACCAUUCAGGCGUUGACGAGAGAAGCCGCCAAGUACCAGGAGAAGAUAACUUUACUGGAACAGAAGCUGCAGCAGCAGAGGAAAGAUUUUCUCAAACAAAAAUGAUUUGAUCCUAAAAUAAUGAUACGAUUUAUUUGAUAACUUUAUAAGCGUUUUCUAAGUGCAAGAAUUUGUCGAAUAUUUUAUUUUAUGACAAUUUGAGGAUAUUUUUUUUUGUUUCUAUUUUAUCUAGAUUCUAGAACUUUAGAAUACUAAUGAUUCCUUUCUUAGACCAAAAUGUGCAAAAUAAGUGGCCACACAUCGUUAGUAUGUCGAAGUGACCACAAGCUAAAGAGUAAUAAUUUGCCUAGUUUUAAUGGAUGGAAGGAUGUACAGAAAAAAAUGGUUCUUUUUACUAGCCAUCCCCUCCCCCGUCAAAUCCACUUCAUUUUUCCAUCCAUUCUUUAUAAAAAGCAUUGGCGGGUAUACGAGUACCGAUUGGAUUUGGUACGGUUUUUAGGUUUUAUAAUGUUUUUAUUAUUUUCAAUUACAAUAAUUUCGUAUGUUAUUU